AUGAAAAAAAGCCAGACGGGCACCUUCAGCAGACUCUUCGGGAAGAAGCAUGCCAACUCCUCCAACACCUCGCUUUACGCCACCAACCCGCCUUGGAUUUUCACCCAAGAGGCGCCGGAAGCGAGCCGAAAUUUUGAUGGAAUCUAUUAUGGAGACAACCGGUUUGACAGCGUGAGUGAAUGUGGAAUAGCCACCCUGAAACCUCGGCCUAGAGUCCGCCCUCUGCUGACCUUCCUACCGCUGAAUGCCCAGGAGAACCAUGGGCUGGCUGUGCCCACCCCCUGUGUCCCAGACGACUUUGCAGACAAAGAUGUGACAGGGAACCUCGUAAAUGGCAACCUCCGCCUGUACAGCUCUGUGGGGGACCUAAGGCCUGGGCAGUAUGACCAUGACCCACUCAUCCCCCCACCUCCCCCUGGCCCGGCCCCAGGGCCACCCUCAGAUUUCUUGCAACCUCGAGGGGAGUCCCCACCCCCACCUCCACCUUCCACAGCUCCUCCUCCGCCUCCCCUGCUUCUGGAACCUCCACCUCCCCCCCCUCCUACCACUGCCCCACCUCCACCUCCUGUAUUGGGAGCCCUGUCCCCCCCAUCUACACCCAGCCCUCCUGACUUCAUUCCCCCAGCCCCACCCUUGGCCUCUUCAGCACGCCCACCUCCCCCUCUGCCAGCCCCAGCACCCCCAGCUCCAGUGUCUCCUCAUACACAGUCAGGACCAUACCUCUUUCCCCUUGGGGGAGCCUCCAAGUGGAAAUCAGAUGUAGCACUGAAUGGCAGGCUGACAGUGACUCCUCAAACCAGCCCCCCUAGGAGCCCUGUUGAGCCCAAGGGGAGCUCGCUGGGACCCAAGCAAGAGAUCCACCUCACCUUUCCCCGUUCGUUCAAGGUGCCUCCCCCAACACCAGUCAGGACUUCAUCUAUACAACCUCAGGAAACACGGGAGGCUUCCCGAGAGCAAGAGGGGGCCACUAAGAAGGUCCCUAAACGACUCCCACUGCCCCCCAGCUUCCACAUCCGCCCUGCAUCCCAGGUGUACCCUGACAAGGAGCCUGAGCCAGGCAGCCCAGUGGAGCUCAAAGCACCUACGCCAAGCAGCCCACGGCUGGAUCGGACCCAGACCCAGAUCCACACCCACACCCACACAGAUGAGCACACUGCGACCCCACCCUCAGCCCCUCCUCUGCCCCCUCCUGCACCCCCCCUCCCACCCCCAGCACCUCCUCUACCCCCAGCUGCCCCUCCUUUGCUUUCUGCUGAGAAAGUAUCUCCCCCACUUGCUGGAUUUUCAAAAAGCUCCAAACCCAGCUGUUCUGCCCCUAAACCCAAAUGCCCCAGCCCAGAGGAAUCAGACUCUUCAGACUCCGAGGACUGGUGGAAUCCCAGCCAGAUGGAGAAACUGCGGAGAGAGUUGGCAGCCUAUCUGUGUGGCUCCAGGAAAGAGGACCGAUCCCUCAGUCACAGGCCGAGCCCAGGGGUGGCUUCUCAGGGAAAGGAGGACAAGAAGGGCCCCGACCUGCCAGAAAAGGAACCCCUCACAAGCGUGCCAGACACGGAGGCUCCUCAAAGUGUUCCCCAAAAGGACAGCCCUCACAGCAAUGGUCUCCCAGAGAAGGAGGCUGCUGCCAGCUUGACCCUGCCCCCAGUGGACUACACCCCUCAAGACUCUCAGACCGCCAGUGUCCAGCAGAUCCGGAAGGAGCUAGAAGCCCGACUUUCCUUGCAGACAGAGAAGGAAGCCAAGCCCAGUUUAGGGUCUUUGCCACCCAAACCCCUCCUAGAAGGAAACAGGAUUUUUGAAAAUGGGGCUGGCAAUGCCAAAUACACCAAGCCUGUGGGCAAGAAUCUGCCAACAGCAUCCAGACCACCCCUGCCAACCAAGCCCAAGCCCACACCUGGGCCAGCCAUACCACCUAAGCCCACCCCUGGAUCAGUCACACCACCUAAGGCCACUAAGCCAGCGAAAGCAGUUGAAGCCAGCCCUGGGUCAGUCACACCGCUCAAGGCCACCACUGAGCCAGCCACACCACCUAAAGCUGCUCCUGGACCUGCCACACCUCCCACAGCCACAACUCGGCCAGCUGGGCAUGAGGACAACCCAGCAGAAUCUCAAGAACCUGCAGUACACUCGCAGCCAGAGGCAAAAGGGCCCCCCUCAGAGCCCAGUAAGCUGCUUACACAGGGAGUCACUUCAUCUCCAGGCCUCCCACGAAAGAAAUCCUCUAUCCACGAAGAGGCACCGUAUCUCUAUAAGCCCCAUAGCAGCCAAAAUGGCAUGAGUGGGGCCAGAAGAGAGACUGCGGGGUCACAGGAGCCUGUGGAAGUGAAAGAGCCCCAAAGCCUGCCUUCCAAGACCCCUGUCUCAACCUCAACCACUGAUGAACUCCUCAGGCAUCCAGUGACCGGGGAGGUGGUGGAGCGCGGCUCUCCAAUGGCCUUGCUCCUUGCUGCCCGGCAGAGGGCGCAGAAGGGCAGGCCCGGAGGGGCAGCCCCUGGGCGGUCCUCCCUGCCAGGCAGUCUGCGGCUCCACGGUGGACUCCCUGACGCAGGCUCGGGGAGCAUCACCUACAAAGACAGCCAGCUUAACUCCUUCACCGUGGUCCCCAAGCCAUCCAAGGAGAUCAGAAAGGAACCUCAGUUGGACUUUUCAGCCCAGCCCGCGGUACCCAGUCCGUGGAAGCCACAGCAGCUCUGCAGAGACGCGGAGGGUACAGAGCCAAGCCGCUGGUACAGGUGGACCAAGGCAGAGCCCCAGGCGCCGGUGCCCUGGGGAAAAUCUGCCCCUUCCAACCUCCCGCACGGCCGCCCGCUGUCCAAGUCCUCCCCUUCUUCGCCUUCCCUCAAGACGGAAGAGGAGUUCAGCUUUGAGGUCAUCCCACCGCCGCCAGAGUUCAGCAAUGACCCUGAACCCCCGGCCCCGGACCUUCAGUAUCCUGGACACCGGGGCUCCCCGCCCCGGAACAACUUUUCGGACCUGGGGAAGCCCCUGGACGCGGGCCCUGCCACCUCCCGAGUUCAGGGCUUCUCCAGCUUUCCCACGAGCGCAGACCACCCGGGGACCGGAGGCCUGGAGCGCUUCUCGGCGGGCGGCCGAUCGCUCAUCAAGAAACGCCUGUACGUUGGAGAGCCGCGCCCCAGCCCCGGGCCGCCUUGCGGGGGUACCAGCCGCAGCCUGAGCUCCCCCAACUGUUUUGGGCCCCAGCCAGGAGGACCCUUCGGAGCAGUUGGAGGCCCAGAGAUGCGACGCGUCAACUCGGUGGGCCGGGGUCUCCCCGGCGGCUUGCAGACGCGGAGAAUGUCCUUGGAGGGAUCCCGGGGAGGACAGUUCGCGGGCGGCGCGGGGGACACCAAGUACAAAUCACCCAGCGCGGACUACGGCUUCGUCCCUGCUGCCAGCAGGUCUCCCCACAGUGGGCCUCACUAUGGCAGCCCUGUCAACACUUUCACGGUGAGACCAGGCACCCACCAUCCUAUCUCCUAUGCCUACUCCGGGGCCCAUCGGAAAGCUACGUCCUGA
Messenger RNA from Elephantulus edwardii (Cape elephant shrew), 3513 nucleotides. RefSeq names its product chromosome unknown open reading frame, human C6orf132 (gene CUNH6orf132). Lineage: Eukaryota; Metazoa; Chordata; Mammalia; Macroscelidea; Macroscelididae. The coding region runs from base 1 to 3513 and encodes 1170 amino acids. The record is from RefSeq and is a predicted model, not a curated record. The transcript has 6 exons.